Molecule: messenger RNA, 687 nt
Organism: Cylindrotheca closterium
Lineage: Eukaryota; Bacillariophyta; Bacillariophyceae; Bacillariales; Bacillariaceae
Source: the annotation of a GenBank genome assembly
AUGGAGUCAGUCAAUCCUAGAACACAGGAAGUUUUGCCAGCGUCAGAGGGAGUCCAACGGCCAAAGAAGAAAGCAAGAAUGGACGAUGAAGUAUCAAAGCCAGGAAAACACACACAGUUUGUGAUGCCGACCCCUGAUGGCCUUGACAAUGGGCUGCAGCCAUCCCCAUCCAAUGAUAGUCAAAUGGAUGAACCAACAAAUAACAAUGACCCACCAUCAAAUCCAGGAGCAGUCAGCGAUGCAGACACUGUUCGCCCUUCAGAUUUCAAGGAGGAGAAAGAGAAGGAGCAAGUUCACAAGUCAGCGCAGCAUCCUCAUCCGGCUGAGGAUAUCAUUAAAGCAAUGAAGGCAGAACUAUCGAGAGCCACUGCGAAUGACAUUGAAGGAGAAAUACUCUGCCUCCGAGCAAUGUUCCCCAAUUAUGCAGGAGAAAUGGAGCAGGACCCGCUGAGUAUUUAUAAAGCAACCUCGGGUCCAGACACAAUGUACAUGCAUGAAGCCAUGCAAGAAAAUGAUUCCCAUGAAGAAAGAAUGCAAAAAUCAAAUCAACAAUGGAAAUUUCAGUGUGGUAGAUCAAUUGCAGGUUCCAGAGGGAGGCACAAUAUUACCAGUGGUGUGGCAAAUGAAAAGAAAAAGAGAUAUCAAGACAAGAAGGAUCAAGAAGUACAAAGCAAUAUUGAACAUUGA